CACGCAGGCAACGGCACGUCAGCCAAUCACGUCAAGUGGGCGGGGCCAGACUAGCAUUUUUUUUCAUAGCCACGUAGCUAAGCUACCAAACGUUGGCAGUCUCGCGAACGUCAGCGAACUUUACGAUGGAUUUGCCACAUCAAGGAUACCGAGCAAGUAAACAGAGAGGUCGUGCAGCUCCCAUGGGGGGAGAAUCUGUGCUUUUUGACGAUACCAGCACAUCAGCCGUCAACACCCAGGGUUAUUACACUCCAGGAUACAACAUGGCGGGGCCCCCAAACGACAUGCAACCUGGAGUGAACAAUCUGUUUGCUGAUCCCAUGGCCAACGCUGCAAUGAUGUACGGCUCGUCCUUAGCCAACCAGGGCAAGGACAUGGUGGGCAAGGAGAUCAGCAGGUUCAUGGCUGUGAACAAGCUGAAAUACUUCUUCGCCGUGGACACCAGAUACGUGCUGAAGAAGCUCAUGAUCCUCAUGUUCCCUUACACACAUCAGGAUUGGGAAGUCCGCUACCAUCGGGACACUCCGCUGCCUCCAAGACAAGAUGUGAACGCACCUGAUCUUUACAUACCUACCAUGGCUUUCAUCACCUACAUUCUACUGGCUGGGAUGGCUCUGGGCAUUCAGAAAAGGUUCAGUCCAGAGGUGCUCGGACUUUGUGCCAGCACUGCUUUGGUGUGGGUCAUCAUCGAGGUCUUGGUGAUGUUGCUGAGUUUGUACUUGUUGACGGUACACAGCGACUUGUCCACCUUUGACCUCCUCGCCUACAGUGGAUACAAAUAUGUUGGGAUGAUCUUCACCUUGCUGUGUGGCUUGCUCUUUGGCAGCGACGGCUACUUUGUGGCCCUGGCCUGGUCCUCUUGUGCCCUCAUGUUCUUCAUAGUGCGCUCUCUGAAAAUGAAGAUCCUGACUUCUCUGGCGUCGGACUCCAUGUCCACCGGCUCCAGCGCCAAACCCCAAGUCCGCAUGUACAUGACGGUGGCCACCGCCAUUUUCCAGCCCGUCAUCAUUUACUGGCUGACGUCUCACCUGGUCAGGUGACUGUGACGUCCAGGUGUGUUUGGGACACCCCCACAAGACGAAGCGUGUGUGACUGUUUGUACGCCUGCCUUCUUUAACACACGCCUGGGCCAGCCAGGUCCACACAAGAUGCGUCGGCCAGUGAAAAUAAGACAUCUCGUGCAGUGAUUCUGACAAAUAUUCUUUUUUAAAAAGGGCUGUGAAGAUUGUGCUGUGGAGAGCACAUGGCGGCACACCAACAUAAUAACUCCUCUGCAACAUUGCCACCAGUCCCUAUUUUAUUUAUCUAAAUAUGACAAAGCAUGAGGCUUGGAUUUUUGUAGGGGAAAAAUAAAUAUAUUCAGCUUUGA
Molecule: messenger RNA, 1369 nt
Organism: Nerophis ophidion (straightnose pipefish)
Lineage: Eukaryota; Metazoa; Chordata; Actinopteri; Syngnathiformes; Syngnathidae
Gene: yif1a
Product: Yip1 interacting factor homolog A (S. cerevisiae)
Exons: 9
Coding region: 126-1040 (304 amino acids)
Biological process (GO): endoplasmic reticulum to Golgi vesicle-mediated transport
Cellular component (GO): endoplasmic reticulum-Golgi intermediate compartment; COPII-coated ER to Golgi transport vesicle; endoplasmic reticulum membrane
Source: RefSeq, a predicted model, not a curated record